AUGCCAGAGCUGGACAAGCACUGGUCUUCCUCGGCCGGAGUCAAGAAUACGGAGACGGUCAAAAGUCUCAACCCCAUGCCAGCCGGGGGAUUCGCUAGCUACACUGCCGAUACGAACGGCUGCCUCGAGUGGUAUGUCCACGCGAUCGAGGCCCAUCCCUCUCAGGUGCCCUACCGCGACUUGAUCCCUCGGAUCCGUGAGUUCGUUGCGCAACUACGGCGUCAGGAUAACCAGACAGAGCUCAACCGUGUCGCAUAUAUCAUGGCACACAAAGACCUGCAUUUUGCUCACACCAUUGGUCCCUGGCCCGAAGUGGAACCCCCCGCGAGCAUUUCCAUGGAACAUGAAGUGGUGCUGACCCGCAUGGAGCGAUUGUUCGAGCAAACCUGCCACGAAAAGGGCCCAGAGAAUAUUUUGGAGCGGACUCGGCUGAAUGCAAAGCGGGACAUGAUGCAGACGGCAGUCAAUCACAUUCAAGCUAUCGUCAAGGUCUCACAGGGUCGCGUGGCCCACUGGCGCGCGGUGGCGGAAGCUACCCUGGAAGGAUUUCAGGCAUGA
Messenger RNA from Penicillium griseofulvum, 558 nucleotides. RefSeq lists its product as uncharacterized. The record is from RefSeq and is a predicted model, not a curated record. Bases 1 to 558 code for a protein of 185 amino acids. The transcript is spliced from 2 exons. NCBI's taxonomy places the organism in Eukaryota, Fungi, Ascomycota, Eurotiomycetes, Eurotiales, Aspergillaceae.